Messenger RNA from Pisolithus orientalis, 868 nucleotides. RefSeq names its product ribosomal protein L1. The record is from RefSeq and is a predicted model, not a curated record. NCBI's taxonomy places the organism in Eukaryota, Fungi, Basidiomycota, Agaricomycetes, Boletales, Pisolithaceae. Bases 58 to 786 code for a protein of 242 amino acids. The transcript is spliced from 3 exons.
UUUCUAUCGUGUAGUUGUGCUCACUGCAAGGACUUGGCAACACUGUAGUCUUUUUCAAUGUCGUUUGGACUUCUCUGUGGGCGAUGUACGCGCUUGUUGGCUAACCAAACCUGCGUAGUCACUCCACUGAGCAACAAGGGGUCCAUUAACUUGGAGCUGUCUUCGCGGCAUUUCUCGUCCACGCCUGGAGUACUUGCUUCCAGGGUUGCCACAAAGAAACCCAAGCUCACGAAGAAACAACUUGCGCUGAUAGCAAAGAAACGUGCAGAAAAACGCGAAAAGAAUGCAUAUGCACAAGAAAAGAUGACACUCCCGGACGCCAUCGCUGUCCUUCGCGCAGUGGAGGUUGCACGCCCUCAUUCGACUUACGAAAUAACCAUUAGGACUGCCAUGUCGCGUGGUGCACCAGUUCCUACUGGCCGGAUAAAUCUUCCACGGGAGGCGAAACCCAAGAAGGAAGCCCGCAUCCUCGUCUUUGCGGAGGGGCGGCAGGCGGAAGAGGCACGGCGCGCUGGUGCUCACACAGUUGGUGGCCUUGAGCUUGUGGAGAGCGUCGCAGCGGGCAAACACAACAAUUGCACAACAGUGCUAUGCACCACUAGUCUUAUCCGCGGCAUCACAUCGAAACUCGGCCGUGUAUUGGGUCCGCGUGGGCUCAUGCCAUCUGAGCGUCGCGGCACGGUGACAGAUGACAUUGAGGGAUACAUCUCAAGGCUGUCCAGCACCACUGAGUGGAGGGGGGAUAAGUCGGGUACCAUCCGCAUGCCCAUUGCCAAGGUGUGCUAGUUCUUUCCUCCAUUGAGGUAUAUUCAGAGCGUCACUAAUAUCUGCUCAAUAUUGCAAAUAGAUGCAUUUCCCUAUCGAGGAC